Molecule: messenger RNA, 783 nt
Organism: Iphiclides podalirius (scarce swallowtail)
Lineage: Eukaryota; Metazoa; Arthropoda; Insecta; Lepidoptera; Papilionidae
Source: the annotation of a GenBank genome assembly
AUGCCGACGCCACAGCGUUCGCUGCUCUCUUAUGCCGCAUUCCUCUCCAUUUCCAGACUCCACCGCCGGCUCAAGUUGUCCGUUAGAGUGCAUAAGCCAAGCACCAAUUUGGUCGGCAAAUUCACGCAGAGCGUGCGGCGCAUUGUUCAAGACGUCAAAGACGAAGGCACCUCAAGCGGGCAGACGAAAGAGGAGGUAAUUGAGACGAACGAGCGUCUACGCGCUGUACGGAUACGCUUGGAUGAGAAUUAUGACACGGCUAAGAAGGCGCUGGUGACUCUGAUGGCCCGUUACAACGAGUCCAAGGCUGAAAGAAACGUCUUCACGAGAUACGCAUUACUUAAGGCGAUGAUUAAGGAUGUCAUCCGCUUGGAAACCCAAUACUGGUCACUUGUAGAGAUCCCAAAGCAGGAGAAAGCUGAGACAGUCCCGGUGUUCGUUCUUCGUGCUUGCGCCAUAAUGGAGAAGACGCAGAAGUCUGGAGAGGGAGUCAAAACAUCUUCGAAGCUCGCCGAAGAAGCUGCGGACCGUAAAGAGCGAAUAGAGCGUCUCAAUGAUAUGACGACAUCUCAAAUAGAAGCAGAAAACACUCAAAUGACCAAUGACCUCUAUCGUCUGCUGAAAAAGUAUACCGGCUUGAGGAAUCUCAUUAGGGAGCUGAAGUCGGAGUACGUGAGCUCUAAAAUGUACCCGAUGUUCCCGCGGUACACGAUGCUGAAGGACAUGAUCAAGGACAUAAUGCACGACCCCGAUUACAUGGAGGUCUGCCACGAGGUGGACCCG